AUGGCCCGAACGCAUCCCAGCUCCUUCCAGCAACUGGAAAAGCUUGGUGAAGGAACCUAUGCCACGGUCUACAAAGGCCGAAACUGCCAGACAGGGGAAAUGGUGGCGUUGAAGGAGAUACACCUCGACUCAGAAGAAGGGACACCAUCGACAGCAAUUCGCGAGAUUUCGCUUAUGAAGGAGCUCCACCACGACAACGUCCUAUCGCUCUACGACGUCGUCCACACCGAGAAUAAGCUCAUGUUGGUUUUCGAAUAUAUGGACCAGGACUUGAAGCGCUACAUGGAUACCCACGGCAAUCAUGGCCAACUGGAACCCUCAAUCAUAAAGUCAUUCUCCUUUCAGCUCCUGCGGGGUAUAGCCUUUUGCCACGACAAUCGAAUUCUCCACCGCGAUCUCAAGCCCCAGAAUCUACUUAUCAACUCCAAGGGCCGACUCAAGCUCGCCGACUUUGGCCUCGCGCGCGCAUUCGGAAUCCCAGUCAACACAUUUUCCAACGAAGUAGUGACACUUUGGUACCGCGCACCGGACGUGCUUCUCGGAAGCCGCACUUAUAAUACUAGCAUCGAUGUCUGGUCAAUCGGUUGUAUCAUUGCAGAGAUGUUCACCGGCCGCGCAUUAUUUCCCGGCACAACAAAUGAGGACCAACUUCAGAAAGUCAUCCGCAUCAUGGGUACCCCAACCGAGCGCACCUGGCCAGGUGUGUCGCAGUUUCCGGAGUACAAAAGCAAUUUUCCCGUCUACGGUCCUCAAGAUCUCCGGCAUAUUGUCCCUAGAAUCGAUCCAUUGGGUCUCGAUCUGCUUAGGUGUAUGUUGCGUCUUCCGCCGGACCUGCGCAUCAGCGCUGCCGAUGCACUACGACACCCCUGGUUCGAUGACCUUCCUGGAGCCCGGUCCGUCUCUUCGUAA
Messenger RNA from Aspergillus puulaauensis, 909 nucleotides. RefSeq names its product Cdk5/Pho85 family cyclin-dependent kinase. Gene Ontology annotation, molecular function: ATP binding; cyclin-dependent protein serine/threonine kinase activity. The coding region runs from base 1 to 909 and encodes 302 amino acids. Gene Ontology annotation, biological process: protein phosphorylation. Gene Ontology annotation, cellular component: cytoplasm; nucleus. The record is from RefSeq and is a predicted model, not a curated record. The transcript is spliced from 3 exons. Lineage: Eukaryota; Fungi; Ascomycota; Eurotiomycetes; Eurotiales; Aspergillaceae.